Molecule: messenger RNA, 1691 nt
Organism: Caenorhabditis elegans
Lineage: Eukaryota; Metazoa; Nematoda; Chromadorea; Rhabditida; Rhabditidae
Gene: lgc-25
Product: Acetylcholine receptor-like protein cup-4
Exons: 9
Coding region: 98-1606 (502 amino acids)
Biological process (GO): regulation of postsynaptic membrane potential; monoatomic ion transport; excitatory postsynaptic potential
Cellular component (GO): cytoplasmic vesicle membrane; membrane; synapse
Molecular function (GO): extracellular ligand-gated monoatomic ion channel activity; transmembrane signaling receptor activity; monoatomic ion channel activity
Source: RefSeq, marked reviewed
AAAAAUCGUUUAUACAAUCUGAUUUGUUUAUUUCAACUUCUUGCCCGUUUCCAUUUUGAUUUAUUCACAUCCGAUAUUCAAACUCAUCAAAGUAGCAAUGACUCUAACGCAGUUGUUAUUAAUUGGGAUUCUGGUAAUCUGGCACCUGGAUAAUCAAGUGUGUGGUCUUUCAAAAGAGCAACAGCUGGAGAAACAGCUCAUGGUGAAGUACAAUUACAAAGUCCGACCUGUAAAAUCUGAGGCAACUGUGACCCAAGUCAACGUGUUUCUGAGCAUUGCUCAUGUGGAGAAAGUGGACGAACAUGAACAGACAGCUCUUGUCCACGGCCAUAUCUGGGCAACUUGGAUUGAUGAGUAUAUGCAAUGGGAUGCCAAAAAAGAAAAUGUCACAAAACUCACCAUCAGUGCUCACUCACUGUGGCAACCUGCUCUGGCGUUGUAUAACAGCGCUCGUGGAAACAGCUGGCACUUAUACAUGGGCGCAAUGCCGGCAACUGUUUAUAGCACGGGAAAAGUGUGGAGCACUGGAACAUUCUCCUUCUACGUCACUUGUCAAUUCGACUUUACCAAUUGGCCUUUUGAUCAGCAGUCAUGCCCGAUUGUAAUUGCCGAUUGGGUAUACAAUUUGAAUCAAGUCAAUUUGAGCGAUCCAUAUAUUCUUAAAGAAUAUGGCAAACCGUCAAUUCGACUGAGCUACGACCCUAUUGAGAAGAGUGACAAACGACAUGUUGCAGGGUGGGAAGUCAUGGAUGCAUGGAAAAAACAUUGCUAUUGGGGCCCAAAAGGAUGCAAGGAAGAGCAACCAGAAGGUGAAGCAGAAUGGUACUGGUCACUAUUGGAGUUUGGCAUUAUUCUCAGACGUCAUCUUCCGUACUUCAGUCUCAGUAUUUUGUUUCCAAUGGCAGGCACAUCGCUGAUUCUUCUUUUAUGUUUCUGGAUUGAAACGCAUAGUAUCUGUUUUUUCACGAUUAUGCUCAACAUCAUAUUGCAAAGUUAUUACGGCAGUAGUUUGCUUGCGAAGAUGCCACCGGGAAGUGGGCGAACUCCAAAAAUUGUUCACCUCUACAACAUGAAUCUUCUGCUGAGCGCUGUUCAAUUCGUACUUAUUGUGUUCUCGGAGUUUUUGAGACUUAGGUUGCCCAAGAAAUUCGAGCUUGAUCUAGGUUUCGAUAUAAUUGGAGUUCCUCAAAGGUUUGGAGUUGACAAGUUAUUCACGCAGAAAGGAUUAUCGUUUGAUCCACAGGAGCUGUUCAGCAAUGUAUACAGUACCCGCACAUUGGAAGAAAUUCUGGAGCAAGGUGGUGGCUCAUCGAGCACUUCUGUUGGUAUUGGUAACCCUCUUCACGAAGACAUUACCUCUUUCCAAAAAUCAUCUGAUUCGAGUGUUCUUAUUGACAUCCCGAUGACAUCUGAACCACAAUCAUUUUCUGCAUCAACAUCUGAACUACUCUCCUCGGAGCCAUCGUCUAAUGAAGAAACUCAAAUUUCUGAGGAACCAGAAGAAGAGAGAAUAUUGGAUGUUCAACUUCGGCACAUCAAGCGUUAUGUUUUCUGUUUAGUUAUUUUCAUUCAUAUUAUUGCAUUUCUUCUAGUUCUGUUCACCUAAGUUUAGGGCGUCUUCUUCUCAACUAUAAUUUCCGUGUUUCACGCCUGAGGUUUUUCUUUCAAUAAAGUUGGUGUUGGUUUUGAUU